Molecule: messenger RNA, 1020 nt
Organism: Caenorhabditis remanei
Lineage: Eukaryota; Metazoa; Nematoda; Chromadorea; Rhabditida; Rhabditidae
Exons: 4
Coding region: 1-1020 (339 amino acids)
Cellular component (GO): nucleus
Source: RefSeq, a predicted model, not a curated record
AUGUCACACGGCAGCUCUUCCACUCCUCCAAUAGCCUACCACAAGCUUCCUCCACUCCUCCCUCUUCCUACUCUUCCAGGACCCGAUCCAUCUCGAAAACUUGAUUUCAAAGAUUACUUGGAACUUUUGAAAGUUCCAGGAUAUCAGUUUGAUGAGGUGGAUCAAUCAAAUGAAGUUAUGAAGAAAGUGGUACUCAGUGAAAUUGAGAAACGUCCAGAAGUUUGGAGUUCAAGGAAAGGAAGCUCGAUUCAGAAGACAUUUCCGAUGAUAGCAGUUGCCACGUUUAAGAGAACAGGUGUCUUAUUGUCGGUUCCAUCAAUCAAAUCAAUCUACAAAUGUGCCAAAGACAACCUUCGAAACCGUCUCCGAAUCGCCAUAUGCCGCCAUAAACUCUCUCCUGAAGCCGUCGAAAAAUACAUGUGGAGAUGGGAUUUCUAUGGAUUCAUUCGAUUCUAUCGGGAACAUACUCAACACUGGGAAGCCGAAUUGUAUAAAGAAAUGGCUGGGGGUAAUACUGGAUACGUGGAGGAGGAGCCGAAGAGAAAGCAACAGAAGUUCGAUCCAGAAGAAAUUGAUUUUGGGAUUACUGUAGAGGAGGAGCCAUACGAAGAUUUCGAUUUGAUUUAUGAUGAAAAACCUCUCGUUGAACAGAGCCCCUACCCGCAGGAUCAUUCUGAUCUGAUGUCCUACUUCCAAUCCGGAUUGCAAUCCGCCAACACGAGUAACUUCUUGGAGAAGAUCAAUUCAGCUGCCAGUACAAGUCAAAAAGAAACAAACAAUGGAAUGAGUGGAACUGAUUGUGAUAGUUCUUCGACAGUGAUUCCUCCGUCAGCAUUGAACGACUUCUCGGAAGAAUUAAAACAAAUUGCGUAUCAAGCCAAUCGAAUAGCCAGAGAGCAGCCAGAAUCCAUCAAGAUUCUUCGUCGAACUCUUUUUGAUGUCGUACUUGCUUUCGACGAUAAGAAAUACAAAAGUGCUGGCGAGUUGUACAGAGAGUUGGCUGAGAAGAACCCGAGAUGA